ACAAACAACGUACCAUCAAAAAGUUUAAACUUAAAAAAAAAUGUAUUUUGUUUGUGGGCAAGGUUUAGAUCUAAAUAUAAUAUAUUAAUAUAAGACUAAACGGGUAAUCUAUCGUAUCGUUUUAGGUGCGUAAAAUCGGCCAUCAUGUAUAGCUAACAUUUUUAUUUGAAUUCAUGGCACAUUUCUAGCUUUUCUGUGACAUUGUAAAUGGAAAAUGAGGCUGCACCUACGCCGAAUAUUUCUAAUUGCCCUCAUUAGCAGUGUGAGCAUUGUUUUGGUAACUUACAUUUACCAAAGCAUGUUCAGCAGUGUUGCUGUUAUCAAAUGGACAGCUUAUAGAAAACUGACAGUAAACUCAGGAAUUGGAAUCUUCUGGAAUGUAAAUAAAUUGCAGCCCGGUGGUGCUGACCACAACCAUACAUCCAGCUAUGCAAAUGCAGCAGGGGUCAUCCCUGAUGAUUUUGAUAUUACAGAGGCACUGAUGAAAGAAUAUAACUUAAAUGUUUAUGCUAGUGACCAGCUACCACUGGACCGUGAAGUGCCAGAUUCCAGACCACUUGGGUGCGGCAGUCUUGUUUACCCUGACAACCUGCCAACAACCAGUGUAGUCAUACCAUUUCACAAUGAAUGGCCUUCUGUUAUCCUGCGAACUGUUUAUGCAUUAAUCAAUCGAACACCCAAACAUUUGCUGAAAGAUAUUAUCUUAGUUGAUGAUGCAAGUGAUAUAAAACUUUUAAAAGUCCAUUUAAAGCAAUACAUAGAGGAACACUUUUCUAAGGAGCUGGUCAAGCUGAUUAGGCUGGACAAGAGGGAGGGCCUGAUACGUGCCAGGCUGGAAGGCUUGAAUUGGGUGCGUGGAGAAGUUGUUUCCUUCUUUGACAGUCACAUGGAGGUCAACACAGACUGGCUUCAGCCCCUGUUGACUGAGAUAGUAAAAAACAAGAAGACCAUAGCCAUGGGCCAGCUGGACUACAUCAACAAGGACAGCUUUUACUACAAGUUUUAUCCUGGCUACAGAACAAGAUACGGUUUCCGCUGGGACAUGCAGUUUUUUGAGACCUACUUUAGACCAGACCAGCUCAUUGGCAAGAAAGAAACGGAUCCUAUGCCUGGUGUCUUGAUGGUUGGUCCUGGCUUUGCAGUGGAUGUUGAAUACUUUAAACAUAUCGGCACGUAUGACAAGGAUAUGUUAAUAUGGGGAGGUGAAAACAUUGAGCUGGCUUGGAGGGUGUGGUUGUGUGGGGGUCAGCUCCUCCAUGUUCCGUGUUCACAUAUUGGCCACAUUGAGAGGUCACAGCCCUACACAUUCCCUAAAGGUCGCCGGGAGACUGAGCAGCACAAUUACAAACGGGCUGUUGAAGUCUGGCUGGGUGACUACAAGAAAUAUGUUUACAAUCUGUUUCCUGGAAUGAAGGAUCUAGAUGUGGGUGAUCUCAGGGAGAGGCAUGCUAUCAAAUCCCAGUUCCAGUGCCACAACUUCAGCUGGUUCCUGCACAAUGUCUGGCCAGAGCUGCUGCCUUAUCAGGACAACUCCAUAGUGUGGGGGCAGGUCAGAUCUGCCAAGGGUUCCUGUUUGGACAAUGAUGAUUAUGUGUUUCAAGCAGCCCAACCCCUGCGUCUAAAGACAUGUAGUGGAAAUCUGCGAACACAGGGCUUUUCACUGACUAAAGAUGGCAAAUUGAAAACAACAAUUCAUUGUGUGGUAGCACGAGUUGAGGAGGCAGAUGUGUUGCCUUUCAUUGAAAACUGCUUCUUAGACCCUGCACAUCACUGGCACUAUACACAGAGCCAUCAGCUUCAACACACAAAAUUACACCUGUGUCUGGAGGUCAUGGGUCAAGGUCAGCUGGUGCUGCACCAGUGUGACCCACAUGUCAGGUCACAGAAAUGGAGCUUUGAAUCAGCUGGUCUGAUAGAACAGAACAACUGAGAGAUGGUCAGAACAGAACAACUGAGAGAUGGUCAGAACAGAACAACAUUUAACCCCUUUUGAUUGGAGAUUUUUUAAAUUGAUGAAUAUACUUUUUUAUACCAUUUAUCAUAGGAUCUUGAAGAAUUUGUUUACAGAAAAUGUUAUUUUAUCACUAUUUAACUGUAACUGCUUCAUUUUGUCUCUGGCUCACAUGCCAUCUUCUAAAUAUCAUUCUAGGCAUCCAUCUUGAUAUUUUUAUAACCCCAUUUAGAUUUGAGUGUCUAGGUCAGAAAAUGUAAUUAUUUGAUGACUCCUGCAUUUUGUUUAGAUUUAAUUGGUCCAUAUUUACUUAACACCUUUUGCUUGUCAAUUUCACUGAAGCCUUUUUGCCAAAGUAUGGAAAAUUGAUUGUUCAUUUGACAUGACUUAGACUCUUGCAGAUUUAAAAAAUUGAAUGUAUAGCUUGUACUUGUGAAGGUGAAUUUAAAAAGGGGCAUAACUCAUUUUUAAAAUGCAAAGUGUACUUAUGCCCUUUUGUAUUCUGCCUGACGAUGAUUUAUGUGGAACUAUUUGAAUGAAUAUUCCGACUGUUGACAUGUUUCCCCCUCUAGAAAUCCAAAAGAUGACCAUCUUGUAGUCCUACCCCACUGUGUUUACUAUCCUUACUUACCAAUGGCAGCGUUUAGUUUGUUAUUAAAUGUUGAUUAGAGCGUUGCUCCUUGGAAGUCAAAUAGAUCUGAUAUUUUAAAGUCCACAUUCCUAAACUCAUGUGAUUCCAGAUGUGAUCAUCUGUGCUUGUUUGAAUUUUAAAUGUUUUCAUUGGUUUUUUUUUUCUUCUGCUUUUAGUUUCACUUGUAGGAUUGGUUACUGUAGAAUUAAUUUAUACUGAAAAGUACAUUCCACAUGUGUACAGGAAUUAAUAGGCAUGUAUAUGGUAGUGUCUUAAGAUAAUGUAUACUGGGGGG
Physella acuta is the source of this 2877-nucleotide messenger RNA. Its product is annotated as polypeptide N-acetylgalactosaminyltransferase 1. Lineage: Eukaryota; Metazoa; Mollusca; Gastropoda; Physidae. Gene Ontology annotation, biological process: protein O-linked glycosylation. Gene Ontology annotation, cellular component: Golgi apparatus. Gene Ontology annotation, molecular function: polypeptide N-acetylgalactosaminyltransferase activity. The record is from RefSeq and is a predicted model, not a curated record.